This is a messenger RNA of Branchiostoma belcheri (Belcher's lancelet), 386 nucleotides long. RefSeq names its product chromatin accessibility complex protein 1-like. The record is from RefSeq and is a predicted model, not a curated record. The transcript has 3 exons. The coding region runs from base 6 to 386 and encodes 126 amino acids. NCBI's taxonomy places the organism in Eukaryota, Metazoa, Chordata, Leptocardii, Amphioxiformes, Branchiostomatidae. Gene Ontology annotation, cellular component: CHRAC; nucleus. Gene Ontology annotation, molecular function: protein heterodimerization activity.
AAAAAAUGGCGGAAAAAAGUGGAACAAAGCCUGCAAAAGGCGUGGUUUUGCCCAUGGCGAGAAUAAAAACCAUCAUGCGGAGCUCGGCAGAAAUCACAAAUAUCGGACAGGAGUCCGUCUAUCUGGUUGCCAAGGCAACGGAGUUGUUUAUCCAACACUUGGCUACAGAGGCUUUCAAGCAGGACCCAGAGACGACCGACACGCUGGCUUACGGAGACCUGGCUGAGGUUGUCAAUGAUGCUGACAAUCUGCAGUUUCUAGCAGAUGUGAUCCCAAAGAAGAUCGUCGUGCGAGACUACCUCCGUAUGGUCAGACAACAAGAAGAGGAAAAAGAAAGAGCAAAACAACAGAGUCAGCAGGAAGAGAGGGAAGAUACAGACUCAUAG